AUGUACGUGAUUGUGGACGUGGUGAUGAACCACAUGGCCAACGAGUUCUUCUUCGAGGGCCACGAGGAGACGCAGGCGCCCUGGCGCUUCCACGAGAACUACGACGGCCGCGAGUACCUGCUCGUGCCGCGGAAGGCGGAAGAACUGCUGCAUGACACGCCCAAGGGGAAGCAGCCCUACAAGGACUUCUGGUACGACAACUCCUGGGACGCUGCAGCCACCUACAACGGCACCCUCUACGGUCAGUAUGGCGAGUGGGUGGACGACACGGGCGCGGGCACGUACAUCGAGUCGGACUUCCACCACAAUGGUGACCUCAUGGACUACUUCGACCCCUGGCAGAUCAACUACGGCAAGAUCUACGGGGUGAUGGACGACCUAAGACUGGAGCACCACCGCGUGCAGGAGAAGUACAUCGCCAUGACCAAGGCGUUGAUUGAGAGUGUGGAUGUGGAUGGUUACCGCGUGGACACGCCCAUGCAGGUGCCCCUGAACUUCUACAAGGCCUGGGCCCCCGCCAUGCGCGAGCACGCCAAAAGCCUGGGCAAGGAGAGCUUCGGCAUCUUUGGGGAGUUCUAUGUGACCCCGGCGCGGUACGCCACCAUGACGGGCCGGGGCAGGGACAACACCAUGUAUGGCCAAGACCGCUUCAUUGACGGCAUUUCCACCUUGAAGGGCGGCAUCGUGUACCCCUACUACUGGUACAUCUUCACCUCUAUGGUCUACAACGACGCCCAGUACGCCGACGGCCUGGCGCUGGCAUACAGGGAGGAGAACAAGAUGAUCGACAUCUACGACCCCAUGACAAAGAGGAAUGAGUAUGUCAUGUGGAACUUCUGCAACAACCACGACAACUGGCGCUUGCAGAGCAUGACGGGCAGGCCUCAGAUGCGGAUGUGCCUGGUUGUCGUUACCUUUUGGCCCGGCGUCCCACUGCACUACGCAGGGGACGAGCAGGACUUCGACACCCCCGGCAGCGCGCUGGACGGCUGGGCGCGCGAGGAGCUGGCAGCCUCCCUGGCGUGGAGGGCCGUGCCCACCCAGCCAGGCGGCAACCCGGCGGAUGUAGACAACUUCGACAUGACUGCGGAGUCCUACCGCUACAUCGCCCGCCUCAACGGCCUGCGCGAGGCCUACUUCGGCGACUUCGGGCAGGAGACCUGCGACGAGGUGGUCACUCCCGAGCCGCAGAUCCCGGACGUCUUGGUCUUCGAGCGCGGCUGCAGUGCGGACCCGCAGCGCCGGAUCCUGGUCAUCGCCAGCUUCCACCAGAACAGCUCCAGCUCGGUGCUGGUCUCCACGCCCUGGGCCGCCGGCACGGAGCUGCGGGACGCCGUGCAGGACACGGACCCCGUGACGCUGGUGGUGGAUCUGCAAGGCCGGGUGGAGUACCAGCUGGCGCCCCUGCAGGCCUUGGUGCUGGUGCCGCGACCCGUGGUACUACCACCCGUGGUGGUGUCUGUGUCCCCAAAGCACGGCUCCAGCAUGGCCUGGCCUGCGGACGAGGCCUUCAAGGCAGGUCUCCGGGUCAAGUUCGACCGCGCAAUGGAGCCCACAGUCUUGCAAUACCUCCGCCUCAAUGGCAAGGAGACACCGCCGGGAGCAGCGAAAGCUUCAGGUGUUUGA
Molecule: messenger RNA, 1626 nt
Organism: Effrenium voratum
Lineage: Eukaryota; Dinophyceae; Suessiales; Symbiodiniaceae
Source: the annotation of a GenBank genome assembly